AUUUUAAGUGCCAUUGCACUCGCUCAAGCUGCAUACUUGCCCUCCGAGCCAUGGACGACAUUGACGCCUUCGGCUACCUACCCAGGCGCCACUACUGACCACUUUCACUCGUUUGGAAUCCAAGUUGUUUCCAUCACGACGGCUUCUUCCGAAGCUGCUUCUUCUUCCACUGCUGCUGUUGCCAAAAGAGGAGUCAUCAACCAAAUCGGCGACGGCCAAAUCCAAAACCAGUCUUCGGAGACUUUGAGCACGCCGACCAUCACCACCGCCUCUGUGAUUAACCAAAUCAGCGAUGGUCAGAUCCAGGCGCAAACCACAACCACUUCCUCGACUUCCACUUCCUCGUCGAAGAUAACGACGGCGUCUGUGAUUAACCAAAUCAGCGAUGGUCAAAUUCAGGACCAGACCACCACCAGCACGACAUCUUCCUCAUCCUCGAUGAAAACCACUGCCUCUGUGAUCAACCAGAUCUCCGAUGGCCAGAUCCAGGACCAAACCACUUCUGCUUCUACUUCCACUAACACUGCCGCUGUUGCAUCGCAGAUUUCUGAUGGCCAGGUGCAAGCCACCGACUCCGUGUUCAAAGAAGAGACCGACGGAUUUUCUGUUUCAUGCAGCACCUCCAACUCUUUGAUGAUGGUCUUGCAAAACGGUGAGUUGAAGGACUCCAACGGCAGGAUCGGCGCCAUUGUUGCCAACAGACAGUUCCAAUUUGACGGCCCACCACCACAAGCCGGCACUAUUUAUGCUGCUGGCUGGUCGGUCACGGAGGACCACUACUUGGCUCUUGGUGACAGCGAUGUUUUCUACCUGUGCGUCUCUGGUGACUUCUCCAACUUGUACGACGAGAACGUCGCUGCCCAGUGUAGCCCUGUCCAUCUUGAGGUCAUAAACUUUGUCUCUUGUUAG
This is a messenger RNA of Metschnikowia bicuspidata var. bicuspidata NRRL YB-4993, 909 nucleotides long. It is a transcript of the gene PIR1, whose product is annotated as beta-1,3-glucan linked protein. Lineage: Eukaryota; Fungi; Ascomycota; Pichiomycetes; Serinales; Metschnikowiaceae. The record is from RefSeq and is a predicted model, not a curated record. Gene Ontology annotation, molecular function: structural constituent of cell wall. The transcript has a single exon. Gene Ontology annotation, biological process: fungal-type cell wall organization. The annotation marks the transcript as partial. Gene Ontology annotation, cellular component: fungal-type cell wall.